AGCACAUGCCUUUAAUUCCACCUCUUGGGAGGCCGAGGCAGGCGGAUUUCUGAGAGAUUGAGCCUAGUUCUACAAAGUGAAAAUUCUGGGAGUACUGUAUUAUAGAGGACCUUGAAGGUGCUACUAAUAUAAUUAUCAAUUUAUUUCACUUGUUUUCUACAAUUGGGCCCUUGCUGGGUGAAGACAGGAAAUUGGCAAACUCUAAAUAAGUACUGAGGGCGAGUGUAGACAAAUCUUUAUUUAUUUAUUUUUUUUUCGAGAGACAAAUCUUCAUUCUUCCUUUAGUUUUGAGACUGUGUUUUGUGUUGCUCAGGCAGGUUUUUUUUGAUUGUUUGUUUUUGCCUCCAAGUUUGUUUUUGUGUGUUUUUCACCCUUGAUUCCUGAGUAGCUAGGCUUCUACACAGAGGUGUGUCACUUCACCGGAUAGAGACAUUUUAUAUUAAGAAUUUUAUUAGCUCAGAAAUGUAUGUUUCUGAGCUGGAGGUGCAGUUCAGCAGUAGAGCCUUUGCCAGUUGUGAGUGAGCCUUAGCAUGGCGUAGGGAAUGGAUAAUUGUUUUGGUUCAUGGCAAUCCAAGAGAACACGAGGAAAAAGCUUAAUAAGGCCCUGACGUUAUGAAAGAGUGUAUGGAAAUCUUAUGUGGUAAUGCCCAUAUUUUAAGACUUGGGACAGUCUUAUGUAUCCCUACCAGGCCUCUAACUCUCAGAGUAAUGGAGAAUGACUUUGAAGUUCUGGUCCUCCUUCGUUCACCUGCCUAGAGCUAAGAUUACAGGUGUAGGUCGCCAUGCCUGAUUUUAUCUGGCGCUGGGGAGAGACUUCAAGGGCUCUGUCCAGUCUAGGCUCUACAAGUUGUCACAUUCCCAGUUACAUUUUACCGAGUUACAUUCCCAGCCUCUGUUUUGGCUUUUAAAGUCCUCUAGGACAUUGCCCCCAGACAGAGUCCUUCUAUGUAGCCCAGACGGACUGGGUUCCUACUUGCUAUCUUCUCUGUGACAGCAGUUCCGGGUCACACUGACCACAGGUGAAUGAAUAUGAAGAAAAUGGGAAUAGUGAUUACACUUCUUUGAGACCAGUACACACUACAACUUUAGGGAAAACAGCUAAGGUUUAUCUUUCUCCAUUUUCGCUCAGCAACACCAAGCUAGCACUAUUUAAGUUGUCCAGAUCCCCGUUUGAAAAUAAUUCUAACAAUGCAGUGUCUCGUAAGAAGACGGACCGGAAGAAAACUUGUAGAGAGGUUUUAACUUCAGAGAUGAAGGCUGUAUCUUCCAAGGCAGAAUCCCUUCUGCUGAAACCACCCUCGGGUGCCCAUACUGAAAGUACCAAGCUGGAACCCAAGAGCACGGCAGAGCCAGUGGCUCUCAGUGUGAACAUGGCGAGCAGCGACGAAGAUAGUUCCCCGGGCCUGGAUGAUUUUUCAGGAUUGUCACCUUAUGAGAGGAAGAGAUUGAAGAACAUCAGAGAAAAUGCGAAAUUUUUUGCUUCCCUUCAGUUAUCUGAGUCAGCUGCAAGGCUCCGUGGAAUGAUAAAGAAGAGACAGCAACCUGAAUCAAAGAGGAAGAAGCCUAAGAAGGAAGAAAAUGAGACUGGAUGUCGAAGGUCCAUGCGACUGCUGAAAGUAGACCCUUUGGGAGUUCCAUUGCCAGUAGCUCCAACACAGUCAGCGUUAGAAGAAGAAAAAGAAAAUCCUUUGUUACCUCCUGGGCCCUUAGAAAUGAUUCCUGAAAACCAGGAUGACAGCAAUGGACUGUUGUUGAAAGCGUCUUUGAGGACAUGGGCAGAGAUGAGCAAGACAAGUAAUGAGAGGACCGAGGAGGGGCUAUCUAGCAUUAAAAGCUACAAAGCCAAUUUAAGUGGUAUGGUCAUCAGUGAAGCUACUGUUCGUAAAGUGACCAAAGGUGCCAUCACCUCUGUGGCCCUCCAUCCAUCAGAAGUAAGAACCUUGGUGGCAGCUGGGGCCAAGUCUGGGCAAAUCGGACUCUGGGAUUUGACGCGGCAGCAUGAAGAUGAGAUGUAUGUUUUUUAUCCCCACAGUCAGCCCGUUAGCUGUCUUUACUUCUCACCCACCAAUCCAGCCCACCUGCUCUCCCUGAGCUAUGAUGGUACAUUGCGAUGUGGGGACUUUUCCACUGCUAUUUUUGAAGAGGUGUACAGAAACGAGGGAAGCAGCCCCUCUUCCUUCGACUUCUUGGCAGAAGACGCUUCCACUCUGCUAGUGGGGCACUGGGAUGGACGUUUGUCACUGGUAGAUAGACGGACACCUGGAACUUCCUAUGAGAAACUCUUUAAUUCAUCUUUGGGAAAAAUUAGAACCGUUCAUGUCCACCCAGUAUCCAGGCAGUAUUUUAUCGCAGCAGGAUUGAGGGACGUUCAUAUUUAUGAUGCAAGGUGCCUGAAGUCCAGGAGAAGCCAGCCUUUGCUCUCUUUGGCUGAGCACACGAAGAGCAUCGCCUCUGCCUACUUUUCACCCGUCACUGGCAACAGAGUGGUGACCACCUGUGCCGACUGUAAGCUAAGAGUCUUUGACAGCAGCUCUAUGUCAUCCCAGAUUCCUCUCCUCACCACCAUCAGGCACAACACUAUCACCGGGAGAUGGCUAACAAGGUUCCAAGCUGUGUGGGACCCUAAACGAGAAGACUGCUUCAUAGUUGGCAGUAUGGCCCACCCACGGCAGGUGGAAGUCUUCCACGAGACGGGAAAGAGUGUGUAUUCCUUUUUGGGAGAAUGUCUCGUAUCUGUGUGCUCCCUCAAUGUUAUGCAUCCUACCCGAUAUGUUCUGGCUGGAGGUAAUUCCAGUGGGAAGUUACAUGUUUUUAUGCAUCAAGAAAGCUUCUGAGCUAUUGGGUAGGUUCAACAAUUUGAUCAGCUUGCUGCGUGGCGAAGGAAUCAAGUGAUUCUCUCAGCUUAGUGCUUCUGUUUGGUAAUGUGUUGUAUUUAGCCACUGUAACAUUGCUUCUCAGUGAGACUCUGCAGAAUGCAGUGUCAGCAGGAGAGGAACCUGAAGGUCAUCUCUAGAGGAGGCAGGACCCUGGCGCAGAAGCUGGGAUGCUUUCAGCACUUUGAGACAGGAUCUUGUAUAGCCCAGGCUGGCCUCAGACUCUGGAGCCUCUUGCCUCUGCCUCCUGAGUGCUAAGAUUCCAGGCAUGCACCACUGCACUCAACAUCUUUAGCACUUUUAAUUAGGCUGUAUUCUGAGAAAUUCUGUCAAAUUAUACAGCUUUGAGUGGUCAGUAUUAAUUUUUUUUCUAAUAUGAUGAGACCAUUUUGAUGCAAUAGCAAUCUGUAGAUCUGAUUUAUUUUAUAGUUUGGGGUGGAUACUUAAUCUCUCACACUGGAAUAGGUCCUAAAGAUCUUUCGAUCAUCUAAAUCUAAUUAUGAAACAUUACUGGACCCCAGGGGCUGUCACAUGCUAGGCAAGUGUCCACUACUGACUCAUACCCCACCCUUGAAACUUAGUUGUUCUGCUUUGUUGUUGUUUUUGAGACUGGGUUUUGCUCUGUAGCCCAGGUUAGCCUGCCUUGAUCUUAGAUCCCCCUGCCAAGUGCUAGGACUAUCAGUGUGUACUACCAUGCCCAGUCAUAACUUAGCUUUGUAAGCUAAGAACCUGUUUGGGUUCCUUGUGUCUCAGUUCAGUGUUAAAUGAGAUCCCACAAUAAUCACUGGGAACCAUGGUUUCUGUGACUGGGGCCUGCGUCUGCCAGCUUUGUUUGCCUUCUUCCCCUGGGCAGCGCCUCCAGAAUUGAGCUGGGACUGCGCAGUGUUUGAACUAGUGUAUAACUGUACAGCUAACUGGCGACUUUUCACAUGAAAUUCAUAACCCCAGCACUUGAGAUGAGGCAGGAGAAUUGGGAGUUCAAGGCCAACCUGGCUCACCUUCCUUUGCCCCCAAAUUAAUAAAGUACACAAUGCAAAAUUAGGAUAUUUUUAUUUUUAAUUAGAAUAUUUUAAAAUAGAACUUAGUUUCAUGUUGUAUAUGUUUAUGUAUAUUAUGCUAAAUCAGUGGUCUGGUGUCACAGUGUGACAUGUAUUCAGCCUUUUCUAUUGUUACUUGCCAAAGUUACUACUGAAAGAAUUAUAAACAGCUUAGACAAUAUGUUUGGAUUGUAAGAGGAAAUACUCUUUUAUGCUACAGAAAUAAAGUAUGAACUUUCCUUUAAGAGUAACUUCUUUGAACAAUCUUCUUUAAAAUCUAGAUGCUAGAGAUGGCUCAACAGUUAAGAACACUGGUUACUCUCCCAGAUGACCCAGGUUUGGUCCCCAGCAUCCACACGUUGGUAACAACCAUGUGUAACUCAAGUUCUAGGGGACCCAGUACCUUCAUCUGGCUUCUGUGGGUACCGUAUACACAUAGUAUAUAGACAUACACACAAGCCAAACACUUACCUAAGAUAAUAAUAAAGGUUAAAAAAAAAUCUUAAGAGAGUCAAAUGUGGUGGUGCAUGGCUUUAAUUCCAUCACUCGAGAGGCAAAGACAGGUAGAUCUCUGAGUUCAAGGGCCAUUUGGUCUACCUAGUGAGUUCCAGUCCAGCCAGUGAGACCCCAUCUAAAAAAGCAAAACUAAACUAAAACUAAGGUUGGAGACUUCGUUUAUCAUCAUGGAUAUUCAUAAGGAAAUGGCAGUUUUGUCUCAUAGCUAAUAAAGAUCUUUUUAUUUUAUAUUUAUUA
Molecule: messenger RNA, 4663 nt
Organism: Myodes glareolus (Bank vole)
Lineage: Eukaryota; Metazoa; Chordata; Mammalia; Rodentia; Cricetidae
Source: RefSeq, a predicted model, not a curated record